Theileria equi strain WA is the source of this 1575-nucleotide messenger RNA. RefSeq lists its product as hypothetical. The transcript has a single exon. NCBI's taxonomy places the organism in Eukaryota, Apicomplexa, Aconoidasida, Piroplasmida, Theileriidae. The record is from RefSeq and is a predicted model, not a curated record. The coding region runs from base 1 to 1575 and encodes 524 amino acids.
AUGGAUAGGAGUCAUUUUUUCAACAUAGUUUUCGAUGGAGGGGCACAAGUGUGGAAGGCUGGAACCGAUCAUGAAGAAUGCCACAGCGUUGAGCACUAUGUAAGACUUUUGUUUCCUGAGCUACUUGUCCUGAAUAUUCUCCGUCGUACCGGUUUUGAUCACCUAUACUUUGGAAAGGUUGACGGUGAAUGGACCGAAAUUAGCAAGAGCAAAUUCAAUGUUAUCUUAACCAAAAUGAAAUAUACAGAUACUUUUGACCCUGAGUCUGUGUUGCAGAAAGAAAAGAAGAGGUGCCCGGUAAAUUAUCCUCUGGUUGUUUUAGACAUUUCAGAACCAGACGCAUCAAAAUUUUACAUUAAUGAAAACCAACAUGGUCAAGUCUCCCAUGUACAAUACAUUGGAAAUGUUGGCGAAUAUAUAACAGCUGUCGUAGACGAAGUUGACGAGAUAUGGAUAGGCGGGCCACGUGAAAGAUGCGCAGUUGUGGCAUCGUACACGAGGGGAGAAGAUGCACUGAUUACUCUAUGGAUAGUCAAGACAAGGUUGGAAGUUUUGCGAUUCAAGAAAAUAAAUGGUAAAUGGAAAAGCAUCCCCUGGGAAGAGUUUAAUGUGGAGUUGACAAGAAUGAUGAAAAAUAGGAGGAGCCAAGAACCAGUCGUUAGUUAUUCCGCCUCAGAUGAAAGUCUACAAAACAUUCACAAUGAAAACCUCAGGGGUACAAGCCAGAGAAUUGUUACAUGCAGACGUUAUUCGUUUCAAGAUAGUUUCUCACAAAGGAAUUACUGGCAUUUAAUUGACAAGCAUGAGAGCUAUGGGUCGGAUAGUGGUGAGGAAGAAAGACGUUAUAUCACUUUGAAUUUGGCCAAUGCAAAGUCUGGUCCAUUUAGCAUUUACGAAGACAUAAUAGGUGAUACUUUCUGCAGAUCAUACUCCGUGUCCAAUGUUUACUGUAUAGAUCGAGUAAUUUACGGAGACGAACUGCUUUGGAAUAGACAGGAAAAUACAAACUGUAAAGGGGUACAUUCCUACUCUUACAACGGUGAAACCGUCUUUAAAUUGAACAUCCACAAGGGAAACGUGUUAUGCCCUAGAUACUUUAGAAGGAGAGACUCUAGAUUUACAGAGGUAUCUGAAGAUGAAUACAAUAUUUGUUCCGGAAAUGGCGAUGAAGAGGUAUCGAUUGAGGAGCCCCAAUCGCUGGUAUCGGUGGAUCUUGCAUGCGAGCACCCCUCUUCUUUCACUUUUCUAGAACAAAAUGUAAUCGACGGCUAUCCGUAUAAUAAGUACGCUCCGCCACUAACUUACUUUUUUAAUGUGAUCAGAGAUAAUGGCAAUGAAGUCUGGAGAGCUAGUGGGAAUGAGAAAUGUCUAUGCGCAUAUUCCUGUUCUGUCAACGGAACGACAAGGCUCAUAUUGGAAAUAUUAGGGGAUGAAGAAGCAUUUUUCAAAUUUUUUGAAAAGGGUGGUAGAACAUGGAAUGAGAUCGAGUACGAAGAAUCUUCCACAGAGACCCUGUCAGAACCAAACAGACCUACACUCGACGGUGCUGGAUGUUCCAAGUGGAAUUCUUUCUGA